Molecule: messenger RNA, 2093 nt
Organism: Cloeon dipterum
Lineage: Eukaryota; Metazoa; Arthropoda; Insecta; Ephemeroptera; Baetidae
Exons: 3
Coding region: 141-692 (183 amino acids)
Source: RefSeq, a predicted model, not a curated record
UAGCCCCUUUAGGUUUAUUAUAUUGCGUUUGUUAUCUCCUGCCCUUUCUAUCUUAUCAAAGUUGUAUAUUUUAUCGCUGAUGCACGCCCACCUAAAAAGAAAGCAAAUAAUCCAAAUUAGUUUAAUUGUUCUGAAAUUAUAUGGUGAAAAUGCUGUCGUCUCACAUAUUGAUCCUGACAUUGGGAGCCUCCGUGGUGCCCUUGGUGGACGCUGGCCUCUUUUACGACCUGUCCGGCGGCAGUGCCGGUCUGCUGAGCCCGUGCUCCAUGCACAGUCUCACUGGCGUCUUCGUGGAGGAGCGCGCCUCCCUCUACGAGCCGGACACGGACGGACUGGUGCUCGUGUCCAAGUACACGGAUGACUUGGGCUGCUUGCAGACGCCAGAGUUCGUUCAGGUGCAUCGCAACUUCACCUUCAGGGUGCGUGCUUUCCUGCCGAGACCAGUCGAGGUGCUCAAUCCGGUGCCUAUUUUCUACGCCUACCUCUGGAACGAGCAGGAAGGGUUGAUUCCCCUCGCCUACCACAUGGGUCCAACCGCCGAUGGCUGGGUUGAGUGGCAACAACAGGUGCCUCACUACCUGCACUACCCACAAAUGUUUAAGGUUGAAAUUAGGUCUGAUUUGUACACUGCCAGUUACGUCGCAAUCCGCUGGUUUGGUCUCUCUGACGAACAACUGCCACCGUUAAUUUAGUCACGAGGGAAGAGCUUUGUGUUGAAGUAAAGCUUACCUGAAAAUUGAGGAUAAUGCUAAAAUAGUCAUAAAUAUUUGAUAAAAAUGUGUUUAAAGUCUGCAUAAUUGUCAAUCAAUAACUGUCUCCCUCUACUCUGUUAACUGUAAAGCCACGAUUUAUUAAAUUUCACAAUUUAGGGACUUUUUCCUCAAUAUUCGCACGACAAGAGGGAUCAAAAUCAAUAUAAAUUAUGUAAAAUCCGAAAUUUAAUUUCCCUCGGUUCAGAGUUCAAAUUUGUUGCUAAAUUAAAAAAAACUAAACUCAAUGAACUACUAAUAAUUGCUAUAGUCAAGCACGGAUAUUGUUCUUAUUAAUUGGCCUGUAGAGCUCUACUUUAAAAAGAAACUUAGUUGUUUCUGACGUGCCAUUAUUUUAACGCUGUAUUGAAUCUAAGAAAAAAACACCGACAUGCCACAUCAUUUUGUGAUAAAUCGCUUUUCGGGAAAUACCUUUUACUGUUUAUUCCUGAUUUCCUGUUACGCUAGAUUAUAUUACAUUUAAUAUUUUAUAAUAACACUUGAAAUGUGUGCUACAACAGCGACUUCGUUAUAAUUAAAAAUAAAUUUCAUUGAUUAAAAAUCAAAUGAAAAAGAAAAAAAUAAAUCAUUGUCGCUCAAGAAAUACGACUGUCUAUGUCUAGUAGGAAAACCCCAACAUGAUAUUAAAAUGGUUUUUCUUAUCUAAUCGCAUAUCUAACAAUCUUUUAGUCGAAUAUCGAGUCAACUUACAAUUAGGAACACAAUUGAAAUGUCUUCAAACGUUGAGGUUAGCAUUUUCCUUCUCUUGCUGGGAGCUAUCAUCGCUCCUUCGGUAGCGACCGGCGUGUUUUUUGACCUGUCGAGCGGCAACCCUGGUCUCGAGACGCCAUGCAGCAGGUACAAUUUCAGCAGUGCCUUCUUUGAGCAAGAAGCCAGCGUUUUCGACCCUGCCACCUCGGGACUAAUGCUGGUUUCGGCGAACCUUGGCACUGGGUGCCUCGAGACGCCUCAGUUCGUCGAGGUGCACAAGAACUACACCUUCAUGGUGAGGACGUUCUUGCCGAAACCUCGUGAGAUUGCCUACCCGGUGCCCAUAUUCUACGCUUACUUGUGGAAUGAGAAGGAAGGGCUGAUCCCGUUGACGUAUCACAUGGGGCCUGGUGCGGACGGAUGGGUCGAGUGGCAGGAGGAAGUGCCUUACUACCUCGAAUAUCCGCAGAUGUUCAAGAUCGUUAUUUUGUCGGAAUUGUUCACUGCUAAGUACGUCGCAGUGCGUUGGUUCGGCCUUUCCGAUGAACCCGUGCCGCUUGUGUGAAUUGAAAUCUGCUACAUCUUUGGGUUCAAAUAAUGAAAUAAAAAAAUAUUACGAUUUUCCCUCCCGUC